AUCAGUACAUAGUAUAGUACAAGCCAAGUCACGUCAGUCAUUGCCUUGUGUUCGGGCUGCGCUCACAUGCGUUGAGCUGCCGCAGUAAAGUCAGCCAUAGUCUAGACAGCUACACUUAUAAUACCUGCGUGGACUGAAAAGGCCUGUGAAAUUAUUUUGUAACAAACAGCGAAUUUUAAACUGUAUUACUAUCAUGGCUAAUGGACAAACGAAUCAUCCUGAGCCUUUGGAGCGGCAUCCGGGAAAUGCAGAAGAGGAUGAAGAAAAUCAGGAAAAUGUCAGUGAAGAGCACGAUGACGAUGACGAUGUGUCAACAUCAGAACAAGACGAAUAUUUGGACGUGGAAGAUAUAAUGGAGCAAGAUUAUUUAGCAUUGGACCAGACCUUAGACCAAAUUGAUUCCUGCCUGGACCAACUUGAUCAGAAGAAUGAUGACCUAAAUGCUAAGUUAAGGGAGCUUUUGGCAGUUAGCCGUCAGGAAUACGAGGAACUUACUUCAGCCAGGUUAGCCAGAAGUGCAGGGUCUAGCGGUGAUCAGGGCCCUCAGGAUUCAUGCUGACAGUGUGAUCGUCAUCAUUAUCAGUUCCAAGAAAUAAACAUUCCAUUUAAAGGCAUAUCAAUAAUUACAAAACAGGAAUAACCAUCUUUUCUGGGGAUUUUAUCUAAGACAUUGUUUGUAGCCACUUGGUAGUCCAGCGGAACAAUCAAAGGUACAGAUACUAGGUUUUCGCCGAUUACCUGCAACAUGUAUGAGACAUUGGGGGAUUUUGAAUUAUGUGUUAACCUUUGGUAUUGGUUUUGGCCCAAUUUUCAUACCACCACAGCACCAGACGUAAGUUAAAAGGAGGCUGGAUCUAUAAUAAAUAAAGACAGACCUGACUUUGUUAUUUUUAGCUAUCAAUGAUAUGAUGUAAACUCACAUAUUGUAGUUAGGGAAGGCAUUCUAAAUUUUGCUUCCCACACCAACACAAAACUUCAAAUAACUUAUUAUCAAAGUUAAGGAUGAUGCCAGAUUGCCAGGUUAAUGCCUUGAAAGUGAAAGCAUUGGUUGUGUAGCAGUUCUGACUCUUGCAUAAAAUCAGAGGGUCAUGAGUUUAAUCCCACUGCGGCCCAGUGUCUUUUGAUAAAGUACCACAUGCUAGACUACUCUACAAGCUGCACAACACUAUGGCAUUAAUGAUAAUAUCUACCAAAUGGUGGAUUGCAGAUUUCCUCACAAAUCAGAGUCAACAAGUUGUUCUUGAAGGAAGUACAUCUAAAACUGCACAAGUCACAUCUGGCGUACCACAAGGGAGCAUCAUUGGGCCGCUGCUCUUCCUGCUGUUUAUCAACUACCUUCCUGGGUAUGUCUCAGCCAACUGCUCAGCAUGUACAUGAUAUAUUGGAAGAUCAGCUCGGAUUUGGACUCUAAACGACUGCAGCAAGACCUGGAGGCCUUACAAACAUGGGAAAGUGACUGGCUUAUGCCUUUCAACCCACAGAAGUGCCAGGUUUUGCAUGUAACCAAUAAGAGAAAGCCUGUCAAAUGGACUUUACAGCAUCUAUGGACCGCCUCUUGAGUCAGCUGAAAAAUCUGUAAAGUAUCUAGGUGUUCAUCUCAAGAGCAACCUAAACUGGACUGAGUGGACUCAUCAUAAUCAUAUUAAAGCCAUAACCAAGAAAGCCAGCUCUGUCAGUGCAUUUCUUCAGCAAAACAUCAGCCAAUGUCCAAGGAAGAAUAAGACGUUAUGCUACCUGGCUUUAGUACGCUCCAUUCUAGAGUACCGGUAUGCAUGUGUUGUGUUGGACCCCUACACCCAACACACCAGGAAUGUGUUUCAGUACUAUAAUGAUUAAUAUUUCUUCAUUUCAUGUAAGCAUAUUUUGACUUCAUCAAUGUAAAUUUGUAUUUUCUUCUUUGCAUUAUAUCUGUAAAUAGUAACAAAAUUUAUUUGGGGCCAAUUUUUACACACUGUAUAUACAUUGUACAUGUAUGUAUCAAAACAGUUAACUAUUUUCCACACAGAUGUAAGACUAUUGAAAUGCAUGGAUGACUCCUAAAAACGUAUAUAAAUUGGUAAAGCUUAGAAUUAUAAUGUAAGAGAGAGAAAGAAAUCGGAUUCCACAUUGGUUUUCAGUGAUUUAGAACUACAUGUACAAGCAUGGUGGAACUGGAAUAAAUACAAAGAUUGAAUGUACUGGUAAUGUAAUGUAGCCUUUCAGUGUAUGAGAAUAGUGCAGUCAUGAGCUACGGUAUCUGUUUGAAAGGUGCAAUAAUAGCAGUACUUGUGGAAGGGGAAUUAAUACCAUUAUAAUGAAAUCUAUGAAAAAAUUGUAUCACUACAUUUGUAAGAUUUGUCAGAACAAUGGUGCAAUAUAUAAUAUGAAUCUUUAACAAAACUAUAUUAGGCUUUCAAUAUUGAUGUUGUAUUAGAAAAUUAUGUAAGUCUAUAAAAAAAUGUACAAGAUCACUUGAUUAUAUAUACACAACAAAAAAAGUAAGUCCCCCCUUGAACAAACAUCAAUAAUUUCCGAACCAAUGCGAGUUUUUUAUAUAUUUUUACAUGAGCGUGUAGGUAAUUUUAUAAGCUACCAUCUGAGUAAAUGUUAUGGACGUAUUUUACGUCAUGCUUCAGUGAGCACCAUCAGAAGGCAAAAAUGUCACUUUUCAAAAGUCACAAGCCAAAUAUCAUGACUUUGAUUCCAUUUUAUUGGAACUGAUUCCAUAUUCUCAUCAUGAAAAAUAGUCAAAAGGCUUGUAAAAGGCACUUUCUAAAAGACGAUGCAGCUUUUUUGGUUAAAUUUCACGGUUGAAUAAACACAAGUCCAAAUUUGCUAUAAUUGGAUUUUUUACGCAUUUUUAUCAUUAAAAAUGAUAGAAUAUGAUGACAGUUAUUUUGGGGAAGAGUAUUUUCAACAAUAUUCAUCGUUUCACGGUUCAAUGAACAUAUCUUGAAAACAAAAAAUACGAUUUUCAAAUAUCAUAGGCAAGAAUUGUUUCAUUUUGGUUACUGAAACUGAUCUUUUAUCAACUUUUUCGUUAUGUUCAUGACCAAUUAAUAUGUUUUAAUGAUUCAAAGGCGUUUAAUUAAAUAUUCACGCUUGAAUGAACAUGUGGAAUGUGAUUAGCUCUUUGUUACGUUAUUGGAAAAAAUGCAAUUUGUAACUAUGGAUAUCUGUCACAAGCCUCCUUGCAUGGUUCAUUUGAUUUGAUUUUUAUGAAAAUCCCGAUGUUUAAUGCAUCAGUGAGCACACAAUAUUAGAAAAUUAUGCAAAUGAGAAGAAAGUUCAAGGCCUUGGCCCCACUCUGUGCCGUAUUGAAUUGUUAUUUUGAUGUGCGCGCCUUUUGGAUAGUGUUAUUCUGAAGCCAUGUGCGAAGUUUCAUGAAAUAACCGUUGGCAGAAGUUACAAAAAUCGUCCAUGAAACAAACCCCUAUUUCAUAUUUGUUGAAAUUUUGACUUCCUCUCUCAUAGACUUGUGUACAUUAUGGGUGUUUAUGUUUAAGAAUAAGUAACCCCUUAUUCAAUAUGGUGGAACUUUUUUUCAAGGCUGUCUUUAGCAAUGUCAUUUGGCAGUAAUGUUUAUCAACCUAUGGGCAGAAUUCUGUGCAAAAAUGAAAUAGAUUUGUUUAUUUAUGGAUGAGUGAGCACGCAUCAAAGUGGGAAAAUGGGUAUUUUCAAUGUCACAGACUAAUUUUAAAGGGUAAUUAGGUGAAUAUUGAGGGCAAAUUCGGUCUCAAAUGUGACUUUAAUUGCUGUUGUUUUUAUCAUCCAUUAUUUCUAUCACCACACACUUUCCGAACUUUUAACAUUUUCAUGGUUGAGCGAGCACAUUCGAAAAGAAUGAAUACUCUUUAUAUACUGCAUAAAUGUAUUCUUUUCCUUACAAUUUCUCAUGAUCAGUUUGAUUUAUGGACAAAUCAGGGGUGGAUCCAAAAUUAAAAAAUGGGGAGGGGCCUAUAAUCGGGGGAGCUACCAACAUUUUCAAAUUUUAAUAUGACCUAUCAAGUUGUAGAGGAUACUACCGAAAACCCAUAUGAUGAUACGUCACAAUACAGGGGCCGCGGAACGGUUUACAAAGUGUGGGGAGGGGAGGGGCUUAGCCAAAAGUGGGGAGGGGGGGCUGACCAUGCAAAAAAAUUACAAUCGUAUGCUCAUAUUUACAUUGUUGUACAUGCUUUGGGAAAAAAGUGGGGGACCCCAGCCCCCCCCCCCCCCCCCCGCUUCUGCGGCCCCUGCAAUAUUGUGCUCACUCAACCAUGAACAUACGAUAUCAAAAUUGUGUGUGGAGUGGCUAAAUGAUGGAUAGUUAAACAGCAUUAACAUCAUAAAGUUCACCUAACAACAUCUUUUGCCCAACUUUGUAUUUGCCCAAUCUGAAAAACGACUCUUGUGACUUUCAAAAAUGGUCAUUUUUAAUUCAAUCUUUAAUUACUCAUGCAUGACUCAACCGAUCAAUCUCAUUUUUCCCUAGGAGUUGCUUAAUGUGUGUACCAACGAAAUAUCAUAUCUCAAAAUAAUUCCGUUCAAAAGUUACAGCAAUUUGAUUUAGGGGGGACUUACUUUUUUUGUUGUGUAUAGUUCAGUUAAGAAUAUUGUAAUAAGAAAAACAGAUACAUGUACAUGUAGACUUCCCAUCCCCACUCUCAUUACUGUCAUUUUGUGCUUCAAAAAGAAGACUCAAGACUUGUGCAUAAUUAUUUUUUUAAUGUUUUAAAGUUUUAUUAUUUGAAUUUCAUAAUUCAUAAUGCCAAAGUAUGAUUUGAAGUAGGUAGUACCAUUGUCUCCAUAGUUAAGAUAAAACAAAGAUUUCAUUUAAUGAAUUUGCAAAAACCAAGUGUUUCCAAUUUCAGCUUUGAAUAUUUUAGAAAUACCAUAUAUUGUAAAAUGUUUAUCAUGAUUUAAAUGCAGUACUGUGGAAUUUUGUAAUUGUUAGUUAAGGUCAUAUUGUCUACAUGUUUUAUAUAUCAUAAAAUUGUAUGCAUUAUAUCAAGAUAUUAUACAUGAACAUAUAGAUUUAUUUAUUAUGUUUUUGACUUGGUUCUUCUUCUGUUUCUUUAAAAGAAUACUUUUUAGAUAGAUUUUAUUUAAUAGGGAAUAAUUGGUGGCACCCAGCAGGGUGAAUCGAGGAAUUAACAAAAGGGGCACUUUUUACAAAAUAAAUGACCCAAAAAGUUCUAAGUACUUAACUUUUAAAAAUAAUGUUGACAAAGAUUGGGUUGGGGGAGCAUCCUUGCUACCAGUGUAUUCUCCCAGCUACUAUCAAAAGCAACAUUCUCUCGGAAUGAAGAAUGCAAUAAAAUACCAAUUUAUUUUAAAUUUAGGAUUUCUUGCCAAUAUUGAACCUCAUUUGAAUUAA
Messenger RNA from Lytechinus pictus (painted urchin), 5338 nucleotides. RefSeq names its product bublin coiled-coil protein-like. The transcript is spliced from 2 exons. NCBI's taxonomy places the organism in Eukaryota, Metazoa, Echinodermata, Echinoidea, Temnopleuroida, Toxopneustidae. Bases 194 to 559 code for a protein of 121 amino acids. The record is from RefSeq and is a predicted model, not a curated record.